Molecule: messenger RNA, 402 nt
Organism: Bipolaris zeicola 26-R-13
Lineage: Eukaryota; Fungi; Ascomycota; Dothideomycetes; Pleosporales; Pleosporaceae
Exons: 1
Coding region: 1-402 (133 amino acids)
Source: RefSeq, a predicted model, not a curated record
AUGUCAUCGACUACGGAUUUUCGGCGGUACAAGGGUCCGGAAGCGGUGCCAAGCAUUGGUCCCCUGCAUGCGGCGUUGACAGACGGAAGGCGCGCCCCACUCGGCACCGUCGCAACUGCAUCACCGGACCCUAGCCAGCGAAGAUCGCCGUUUGCCAGCACUCGCCAGCGGAUGCGUGAUGUGCCUAGUCUGUCUGUGUUGUGGCCCCGUGACUUGUCCUCUCCUCCCCGCCGCCCUCGCUGUAAAUCAGUCGUGACUCUUCUUUUCUUUUUCUUCUUCCUCGAGCGUCCUGGACACUGGUGCUGUGUCAGACGCCGCGUGUUGCUACUACUACUACCCCGCCCGUUCUUCACCGCGUGUCCGGCCGCCAAAGCCUCGCCAACCAAUGUGCUCCAUAUAUAA